This is a messenger RNA of Cyphellophora attinorum, 1509 nucleotides long. Its product is annotated as putative transporter. The transcript has 10 exons. The record is from RefSeq and is a predicted model, not a curated record. Gene Ontology annotation, molecular function: transmembrane transporter activity. Lineage: Eukaryota; Fungi; Ascomycota; Eurotiomycetes; Chaetothyriales; Cyphellophoraceae. Gene Ontology annotation, cellular component: membrane. The coding region runs from base 1 to 1509 and encodes 502 amino acids. Gene Ontology annotation, biological process: transmembrane transport.
AUGGUUGUGCCACCGACCCCGGCGCACAAGGUCGAUGUCUAUCAGGACUCUGGUGUGGCUGAAGAGAAGCUCGGUGUUAAGCAGACCGACGCGAACCAGGAGCGCAACGAGCUUCUCGCCAGUCUUGGAGACCCGGACGAGGGGCUUUCUGAAGAAGAGAGGAAGAAGCUCGACCGAACGUUGAUGUGGAAGGUAGACUUAUGGUUGAUCCCGUGGCUCUCGUUACUGUAUCUGCUUUCUUUCUUGGACAGAACAAAUAUUGGUAACGCACGUCUCGCAGGCAUGGAAGCAGAUCUCAACAUGGAAGGGACGGACUACAACCUGUCCUUAACCAUCUUCUUCAUAUCCUACGCCCUUGCCGAGCCACUGACGAACACCUUACUGAAACGCCUCACGCCGCGUAUCUUCUUCACUGGCAUCAUCUUCGCUUGGGGCUUGAUUAUGACCUUAAUGGGUCUCGUUACAAACUUCUCGGGGCUUUUGGCCGCUAGGUGGUUCCUAGGGAUCGCUGAAGCAGGGCUGUUCCCUGGAGUGAACUACUAUCUAUCCUGCUGGUACAAGGCUGGCGAGAUCGGCGUCCGAUCUGCCCUGUUCUUCUCUGCUGCUGCGCUCGCAGGAUCGUUCGGUGGCUUGCUCGCCGCCGCCAUAGCCCUAAUGGACGGAAUUGGCGGUAAGCCAGGCUGGGCGUGGAUCUUCAUCAUCGAGGGCAUUGCCACCGUCUUUGUAGGUCUAUUCUGCUGGUGGAUGGUCUUCGAUUGGCCCGAGACUGCUCGGUUCCUGACGCCAGACGAGCGUAUUCGCGUUCAACGCCGUCUCAUCGAAGAUCGGCAGGGACGGACCGCCGAGGACUUCGAUAAGCGUCAUAUCUGGGAGGCGCUAAAGGACUGGAAGACCUAUCUGUACAUGGUCAUUUACAUGGGGUGCUUGACACCGCUGUAUGCCUUCAGCUUGUUCCUUCCUACGAUUAUACGUGGAAUGGGCUAUGCUGGAACUCGCGCACAGCUCUUGACUGUGCCGCCUUACGCCUGUGCGGCGGUGGCGACGGUCGCUGUAGGCUUCCUAGCUGAUCGCACACGCUGGCGAGGGUACUGCAACAUUGCGACAGUUUCGAUUGGUAUCAUCGGAUUCCUUAUGCUUAUUGCUACGCCAAACGUGGAUGUGCAAUACGCUGGAACGUUCCUUGGUGCGGUCGGGAUCUAUCCAACAAUUAGCAACACAAUUUCAUGGGUUGCCAACAACACCGAAGGUUCUCUCAAGCGCGCGGUUGUCAUCGGCAUGGUAGUCGGCUGGGGUAAUCUCAACGGCGUGGUCUCCUCAAACAUCUACAUCACCAAUCAGCGUCCGCGAUAUUGGACUGGCCACGGCGUUGUCCUGGCCUACCAAGCCUCUUCCUCCUCGGUGGAAGCAUCGCCAUGCACCUGCUGCUGCGCAUUGAGAACAGGAGACGAAGCAGUGGAGGAGAAGUGGAUCAAGGGCGACAAGCGGCCGGACUUCUUCUAUACCUUGUGA